Molecule: messenger RNA, 1390 nt
Organism: Hypoxylon trugodes
Lineage: Eukaryota; Fungi; Ascomycota; Sordariomycetes; Xylariales; Hypoxylaceae
Product: Ctr copper transporter family-domain-containing protein
Exons: 4
Coding region: 373-1041 (222 amino acids)
Biological process (GO): copper ion transmembrane transport
Cellular component (GO): membrane
Molecular function (GO): copper ion transmembrane transporter activity
Source: RefSeq, a predicted model, not a curated record
CUCUAAUAGGAAACGCGGGAGGGCUAACUUAUGUCCGUAACAGUGCACAUAACCAGCUCAAAUGUGCUCACAUCUAUUUCAUUACCCCUGUCUCCUCCACAUUCAGCCGGUUAUACGGGGCGGCAGCUGAAUAAGUCAGGUAUUCUUUUCCCAUACACUGUACGGAAAAUCCAUUUGCUCUACAUGGUGUGUGCGAAGCUUUUUCUCGAAUCUGCCAUGUUCUAGUCCCGUUGUUUCGAUAUAUUGCAGAUCCAAACUUCUGGAAACUCUUUUUUGUCGUAUCUGAUGCAACUAGACAUUUUGACGUUUCUCACCCGACACAUUGGCACAAUAAACUUCAAGUAUUGUCAUUGCGCGCACCAAUUAUAAAAAAUGGAUAUGUCAUCAAUGUCAGGUAUGGACAUGUCGUCGAUGUCCAUGUCUAUGACCAUGGAUAUGUCCUCGACGGCGACAGUAACUGGCGCAGCGCCAACAUCUACAGGAAUGUCUAUGGAUAUGGGAGGGAUGUCGAUGGGAGGCGACUCUUGCAAGAUUUCCAUGCUUUGGAAUUGGUAUACUAUCGACUCCUGUUUCCUAGCCUCAUCAUGGCACAACACCAGUUCCGGAAUGUUCGCCGGUUCCUGUAUUGGCGUUAUCUUAUUGACCAUGACACUUGAGCUUCUGCGACGGACCGUGAGGGAAUACGAUCGAUAUCUUAUCCGAAAGCACACUUCAACAUUUGUCCUUGCCCCAGCAGCUACUUCAAGUACUAGUGACGAUAAGACUGCUACAGCGAGACCAACAUCCCUUCAACAAAAUGCGGUACAAUCAGGAGGCUUUAGACCGACCAUCCUAGAACAGGCAAUUCGGGCGCUACUGCACAUGGUGCAAUUCGCGGUUGCAUAUUUUAUUAUGUUGCUCGCUAUGUAUUAUAAUGGGUACAUCAUCAUCUGCAUAUUCAUCGGGGCUUACCUCGGUGCGUUUGUAUUCCACUGGGAACAUCUAGACACAGGACGUCGUGCGACUAGUGCCACACAAGAGCCAACAGUAUGUUGUGCGUAGUUUCGGUAUUCUAGACCAGCCAUUUUGUAGGCUAAGUGCCACGACAUCAGCUCGUCAUACGGGCAUUCGGGUGCUAUACCAAUGAACUUUAGGGACGGGGUUACUGGUAUCGAGAGGAUAAAUUGGGAUAGGAUAUGUGAGAAAUAUUUGCUUAGAUUUUAUGACGUCUCUACCUCAGUCUGACAAGUCCUUUUCGGCGUCGUUCCGCUUACAACUCACCUAAGUACUCAUGAAAUUGGCCAUUAUUUCUACCUUGUGCAAAAUAUAGUUCUUCUUUCCGAGUCUUGUCCGAAUAUUUUAUUGCGUAGUAUUCAUAUUUUUAAUAAAUAAUUUGGUAUGCCCUCUGUGA